Drosophila persimilis is the source of this 759-nucleotide messenger RNA. RefSeq lists its product as uncharacterized. The coding region runs from base 1 to 759 and encodes 252 amino acids. NCBI's taxonomy places the organism in Eukaryota, Metazoa, Arthropoda, Insecta, Diptera, Drosophilidae. The record is from RefSeq and is a predicted model, not a curated record. The transcript has 5 exons.
AUGCCAUCGCCAUAUGUGAUCUCCUUGAUCACGCUCCUCUAUCUAUGCUUGAGUCCGGCCACCAUUGCCCAAGACUCGCAGUUUGCGGAACGCAAUCAUAAGAAACGUCAAAUCUAUCGCGAGCAAGUUCUGCCACAUGCGGGUGGCAAGGUGCCCGAAACCGCCUUCGAAACGGAUCGCCUCUUUCUGAAUCGGCUUCAGAAGGAGGGCAUAGCGGUGCCCGACGGCAUUGUGCCCGAGCAGCGCAGUCCGCAGGUCUAUCAAUAUUACAACAAACCCACGCGUACCGUCUUUCACAUCGCCCUCAGCUCCGAUGGAAGGUACACGCCCCGUGAAGGUCGCUAUCACUACCGCAAUGUACCCACCGUGGAGACCACCUAUCUGUAUCCCCAGGCAGUGGGUCGCCAGCACGUGCUGGUGCCCCCAAAGCACGCUCUGCCCGUCUACAGGCAGCUCCAGCUGCACAAUCCAUUGCUCAAUCAAGUGAGAUUGCAGCCCAAGAAAAUGCCCAAUUUUCUUGACCUGGCCCCCACCGUGGGCAAGAGCCACUCAUCGUCAGCAGCCGGAUCGGCCAAGGCGCAGUCUUAUCAGAAUGUGAAUCUCCUGCAUGGUCACAGUCCGGUGCUGCCCCCCUUCAAGAAGACCGUCCGUGGAAGCAAGACCUACGUGGACAGCUAUGGUACAACUCAUCUCUUCAGCGAGUUUGACGAUCUGUUGAACAAAUUGGACUUGCAUCAGACGGCGCACAAGAUUUAUUAG